Molecule: messenger RNA, 7606 nt
Organism: Acipenser ruthenus (sterlet)
Lineage: Eukaryota; Metazoa; Chordata; Actinopteri; Acipenseriformes; Acipenseridae
Product: protein diaphanous homolog 2
Exons: 31
Coding region: 377-3751 (1124 amino acids)
Biological process (GO): actin cytoskeleton organization; actin filament polymerization
Cellular component (GO): actin filament; cytoplasm
Molecular function (GO): microtubule binding; actin binding; small GTPase binding
Source: RefSeq, a predicted model, not a curated record
UAAAAUGGUAAGAGAAGAGGCGGGAUUACUGUGGGCCUGUCACCGAAGGUUAGUUGGAUGAGACGGAACUGCAAUUCAAAUUCCAGCAAAGACACUGUCCUUUGCUUACAAGUCACACAGUGCCACUGGAUUUAAUUGGCUAAGUUUGUGAGUCUUGACUGCAGUUUUCGUCACUAGUGAUCCCUUCUCACGUCUUUCUACUUUUUGGAUAGUUCUGCUAAGAAGAACUUGAGAAAAAAUAACAACGUUCUUGGGAUCACGGAACUGUGGAUUGCCUUGUGUUUAUCAACAUUGUUGGAUGAAAUGGCUUAAAGAAACAUGGUUCUGGUGAAUGGAUGAUUAUAUAAGUAAUUUAUAACACAUACCGGGAUUCAUUAUGGAUAACCUGCCACAAGCUACAGGUGGGGAGGACCCCAAUAAAAACGCUAAAAGAAAAUCGAAUGAAGACGACAGUAAAAACAAACCUAAAUUGAACAUACACAUAAAAACUUUGGCUGAUGAUGUGCGGGACAGAAUCACCAGUUUAAGGAAAUCGGUUCCCAAGCGUGAGAAGCUUCUCAUUCAGCACCCGACAGACCCGCUGACCAUUGCCAACGAGCUGCCCGCCCCGCAGCCCCUCUUCGACGAGCGAUCCAUGAACCUGUCCGAGAAGGAGAUCUUCGACCUCUUUGAGAAGAUGAUGGAAGACAUGAAUCUCAAUGAGGAUCGCAAGAUUCCACUACGUGAGAAAGACUUGAGCAUCAAACGGGAGAUGGUUGUCCAAUACAUCUCUGCAACUGCCAAAUCUAUAACGGGAAGCAAACUUGUGGGAGGCCUGCGGAACAGCAAGCACGAGUCUACGCUGUCAUCACAGGAAUACGUGCACGAGCUACGCUCCGGAAUCACAGACGAGAAGCUCCUCAACUGCCUGGAGUCUCUGAGAGUCUCUUUAACCAGCAACCCUGUAAGCUGGGUUAAUAACUUCGGACAUGAAGGCCUGGGGCUGCUGCUGGAUGCUCUGGAGAAGCUGCUGGACAAAAAACAGCAAGAAGGAAUUGACAAACGGAAUCAGCACAAGCUUAUCCAGUGUCUCAAGGCGUUCAUGAACAACAAGUAUGGCUUGCAAAGAAUACUGGGAGACGAGAGAAGUCUUUUACUUCUGGCCAGAGCUAUUGACCCGAAACAAACCAACAUGAUGACAGAAAUAGUGAAAAUACUUUCUGCCAUUUGCAUUGUUGGAGAGGAAAACAUACUAGAUAAGAUCCUGGCAGCCAUGACGAUUUCAGCUGAGCGCAAUAAUAAAGAACGCUUCGCUCCUGUUGUGGAGGGGUUGGACAACCAUGAAGCGCCACAGUUACAGGUGGCAUGCAUGCAGUUAAUCAACGCCCUGCUCACCUUUCCAGAGGAUCUGGACUUCAGGAUACACCUUCGGAAUGAGUUCCUACGCUGCGGGCUGAAGAAAAUCCUCCCCGAGCUGAAAGAGACGGAGGAACUUGAUAUCCAGUUGAAGGUGUUCAAUGAAAACAAGGAGGACGAUUUAAUUGAAUUAAAUCACCGGCUUGAAGACAUCCGAGCUGAAAUGGAUGAUAUGAACGAGGUCUACCAUUUGCUGUCCAACAUGGUGAAAGAUACGGGGGCAGAGAAUUACCUCCUCUCCAUGCUGCAGCAUCUCCUCCUCAUCAGGAAUGAUUAUUACAUCAGGCCGCAGUACUACAAGGUGAUUGAAGAAUGUGUUUCCCAGGUGGUGCUGCACCGCAGUGGCAUGGACCCUGACUUUGCAUACAGAGGGAGGCUGGACAUUGACCUCACUCACCUUGUUGAUAUGUGUGUGGAUAAAGCAAAAGUGGAAGCAAGUGAACAAAAGGCGUCCGAUUUUUCCAAAAAGUUUGAUGAAGAGUUCACAGCUCGACAGGAGGCGCAGGCUGAGCUCCAGAAACGAGAGGAGCAAAUCAAAGAGCUGGAAGCAAAGAUCCAGACACUGCAGGCUCAGCUAGCUAUUGAGAGAAGCAGACAAAAAGAGGCGCCAAAGAAUACCUGUGAAACAGAUGGUGGACAGGUUACCAGUGCUGUGGCAGGAAUCCCACCCCCUCCCCCACCUUCAGGAGGUGCCCCCCCUCCCCCACCUCCUCCACCUCCACCUCCUCCAGGGGGCUGUCCACCUCCUCCUCCCCCUCCCCCUCUCCACUGCGGGAUUCCCCCUCCACCGCCACCCCCAGGGGGUCCAGGGGCACCACCACCUCCACCCAUGUUCGGAGGUCCCCCACUACCUGCUGUUAUCAAACUGCCUUAUGGUCUGAAGCCUAAGAAGGUGUACAAGCCUGAAGCUGCCAUGAAGAGAGCUAACUGGUCCAAGAUUGUGCCUCAGGAAAUGACAGAAAACUGUUUCUGGAUUAAAGUCAAAGAAGAGAAGUUUGAGAGCCCUGAUCUUUUCACUAAGAUGGCCCUCCUAUUUGCCACCAAGACAACAGUGAAAAAGGAUUUGGAUGAGCCAGAUGACUCCAGGGCUCCACAGAUAAAGAAAAAAGUGAAGGAACUACGCAUUCUGGACCCCAAAACAGCCCAAAACCUGUCUAUCUUUCUGGGUUCAUUUCGCUUGCCUUAUGAAGAGAUCAGAGACAUCAUUCUGGAGGUGGAUGAGGAGAGGCUGAGUGAAGCGCUGAUCCAGAACCUGAUAAAGAACCUUCCAGAACAGAAAGAACUGACUGCUUUAGCAGAGCUGAAAGAUGAGUACGAGGAGCUGUGUGAACCAGAACAGUUUGGCAUUGUGAUGAGCUCGGUGAAGCUGCUGCGGCCCCGGCUCAACGGGAUCCAGUUCAAGCUGACGUUCGAGGAGCAGGUCAACAACAUCCGGCCUGACAUCAUGAACGUGACCUUCGCAUGCGAGGAGGUCAAGAAGAGCGAGAACUUCAUGAGGCUGCUGGAGCUGGUGCUGUUGGUGGGGAACUUCAUGAACUCUGGCUCCCGCAAUGCACAGACAUUUGGCUUCAACAUCAGCUUCCUCUGCAAGCUUCGAGACACCAAGUCGGCUGACCAGAAGACGACCCUGCUGCACUUUCUGGCUGAUAUGUGCGAGGAGAAACAUUCAGACAUUCUGAAGUUUACUGAUGAGCUGACACACGUGGAGAGUGCCAGUAAAGUGUCUGCCCAGAUCCUGAAGGCCAGUCUCGACACCAUGGAGAGACAGAUCCAGCGCCUGGAGAAUGACAUCAAAAACUUCCCCAAGAAUGACGACGAUCCUGAUAAGUUUGUUCAAAAGAUGACUGGCUUCUCCAAGAAUUCGCGGGAGCAGUUUGAGAAGCUCUCCACCAUGCACAAGAAUAUGCAGAAGCUCUACGAGAGCCUGGGCAGCUACUUCGUCUUCGACCCACAGGUCGUCAGUGUCGAGGACUUCUUUGGGGACCUCAGCAGCUUCCGCUCCCUCUUCCUGGAAGCUGUGAAGGAGAACAACAAGAAGAGAGAGAUGGAGGAAAAGAUCAAGAGAGCCAAGCUGGCGAAAGAGAAAGCUGAGAGAGAGAAGCAGGAGAGACAGCAGAAGAAGAAGCAGCUGAUUGAUAUGAACAAAGAAGGAGACGAGACUGGUGUGAUGGACAGUCUGAUGGAGGCGCUGCAGUCAGGGGCUGCGUUCCGCGACCGGAGAAAACGAACGCCUCGAAAUGGUGAGCAAAACCCACCCAGCCCGACAUCGCGAUGGCCAUUUGCUAAUAAGGAUAACCGACGAGUAGUUUUGGAAAGGUCACGUUCACGUCACAAUGGAAACCCCUCUGCUGUAUGACCUUCCCCGCCUCCCCUCAACAAAGUGCCAAAGAGACAGUGCUGGGAUGUGAAGAGCUUUGAAUCAACAUCAUCAUCAUCAUCAUCAUAAAAAAGAACAAGUGAACUAAAUAGUUAUGAGCUUGAAAGAGGACCUGUAGAAAGCCAAAGGAGAAUCAGGAAAAUGGAAUGCAAUGUCUGUGGUCAUACUGAUGGACACAUAUCCUGAGCCUUACAUAUGGACUGUGUUUCUUUUCUUUUUUUUUAAUUGAAUGCAUUAAGAGUGGUGUGUCUGGCUACUCCUGGCUUACUUGGUGGUGUAGAUGCACAGAGAUGCUUUCUAUGCCAAGCGGCUGUAAGUCUGCAUGGCUUGUUGUGCCUGCUCAUCUAUAGGAUCUAGAAGGUCAAGCAGCUUGCUCUGGUACCCUUUUUCAUUUAUUUCCAAGUUCAAAUUAUCUUUGAAUUUUAGCACUGUGUCAAGGUUAGGGCAACCUAGCCCUCCCUGCACUCCCUGUAAUUUAGAGGCACAUCGUGUAUUCUAGAUAAUGCUAUCUUAAAAAAAAAAAAGAAGAAGUUUGUUCAUUAUUUUAGUUUAAAUUGUUAAACGGAACAAUUUUAUAGAAAGCUGAUUUUCAACGUAAAUCGGGACGGUUUGACACACAUUAGCCUGACAUACAAAGACACUGUCUAUAGCUGUUUGCUACACUGACCAAUACUGUAAUGUACGGGUAUGUCCAGUGCUGUGUUUUGUAGUCUGGCUUUAUCUCAUUUAGCCAAUGGUAAAAUGACUGUUCUGAGAUGGAAUGGAUGAAAGCCAUGGUGAAAAUGAAAGAUGAGUUUGAGAAUGAGAGUAACAAGUAGCAUUGGACAAUAUUGCAUACAGAUAUUUCAGAAGUGUUGUUAAGGUUUAUUCUUGCAAGAUGAACAAUGUAUAAAGAUACUGCACACAAAAAAAAAUAAUAAUAAGGGCUUUAGAAUUUAGCUUUACAUUUCACACAGUUGAAUAGAAUUAUGUCAGCUUCAGGGUCUUAAUCCUAGGUUCAGGAACCUGCACAGUCUCUACUAAAUUAAAGUAUUUACUGGUGUUUAGUUUUUUAACAGCCCCAAGCAGUUCAAACUCCUUUGAAUGUGCACAGUGGGCAGAUCCACAGCCAGGCACUUCGUUCCGAGUCUAAAAGCAGUAUAACUACAGGAAUUUUCAAACAACAUGGCGCCUGUCUUUAGAAGGAAUCAUUAACAACCCCCUACACAGAAUUUCAUCUUCCCUUUGGGCGAAAGCAACCAGCUACCAGCGUUAAGCAAUUCACAACAUUAUUAUUAUCAUGAAGCCUCCGGCAACAUAAAUCACGCUUUAAAAGUAAUCAAAACAGAUGCUUUGCAAAAAGAAAUCUCUCUCUCUCUCUCUCUCUCUCUCUCUCUCUCUCUCUCUCUCUCUCUCUCUCUCUCUCUCUCUCUCUCUCUCUCUCUCUCUCUCUCUCUCUCUCUCUCUCUCUCUCUCUCUCUCUCUCUCUCUCUCUCUCUCUCUCUCUCUUAUUUGUGAGCAGAUAACACACAUUGUUAAUGUUCACACACAUUGCUAAUAAUGCAAGCAUUAUUUCAUUCUUGUAUAUUGUAAGCUCUUAAAUAAGGAAAACCAUAUCCCUUCUUUUAACAUAUAAAUGACACAUUCAUUAUGUACUGAAACGUACCAGACAAACAUAAAUGAACUACCAUAGCAGUUGUGCAUGCACAUACAUUUUACAACAUGUGCAGCGCCCACAUGCAACACUAUCCAAUUCAUUUAUUGUACCCCUCCACCCCCUCACCACGCACACAUUUCAAUUACACAUGAAAACACAAUUUGGCAUGAUGGUGCGCUUCUGUUUUUUUUGGCCUUCCUAUAAGAGGUCCAUGUGGUAGAAGGUCUCAUCUGUAUAAGAUGAACUAUGCCUCCCUAUGGAAGCAUGCCAAGAGCUUGUAAAAGAGCAAUUAGGAAACCAAACAUUCGCAGAGAGCCGCAGUCAUGUUUCCAGUAACUAACUAGACAAAACACUCAGGCAAGUACCUAUAUACAAAUACAUACAAGUGUUUACUUGGAUAACAAGUACAGAAGUGAUGGGGUUGUAAAACAAAUGCAUUCUGAAGUACAACAAUGAAUGACCAGGUUUGUAAAUGACAUCUGGCUGGAUUAUUAAUGUCUAAUACUGAAGCUGGCUUUUUACAUUGACGAAGCAGUGACUGGAAAUCACAAAAAAUAAUCUUCACGCUCACUGAAAAUUAUUAAUGUUCCUCAAUUGCAUUGAACCAGUCAUGACUCCAGGCAAAUGAGUGCAUUUUAAAGAGCAGCUUUUGAUUGUUUCACUCAAUCCCCGCCUCCCUCUGAUCAGUAGCCCUGAAGGACUGAUACUGUAGCUGUUCACAAUAUCUCUUUUGUAGAAACUCUUGGGCAAUUAGAUACAUCUAUUGCAAAGUUGUUUUAUUUUUUAUUUAUGCACUUGUAUAUAUUCUACUUAUUAUUAUAUGGUCAGAACAUAUUCCAUGUGGGGAGUUGGGCAGAGAAAACUUUUUAUCACACUGACAUAGGCCACAGAACGUUUUUCCAUUUUGUUUAAAAAAAAGUUUUCCCUUUUGUUCAAACAUAUAAUGUGCUACUGAACUGGGAAAAAAAACAUUAACAAAGGUUAGAUAAUGGGUAUAGAUACAUAAAUGCACUUGCUUGAAAGCAAAACUACGCUUAUACUCAGAUUUUAGAACCAUCCUUGAUGGUUUGCAUGUGCAAAAAUAUAUUUGGAUUCGACUGUCAAUAAAAACACUCUUAAAAAAAAGAAACGUCAAUCAGAUAAAAAAAAAAAAAACCUUAAAGUUGUGUUGCAAUUAUCAUAAAAGAUUGUUCUAAUUAGAGAGACUGAAGCUUUAAAUAUCGAUAAGUUAUUCUUUAUUUUUUCCCUUAGUACAUUUGGGUUAAUUAACACAUUACUGUAUUCUUUGAAAAUACAUUUAAAAAAAGGAAAUGAUGUUAUUAUAUAGUAAGUGAUUUACUACAGAUGCAUUUAUAUAAAUUCUCCCAGUGCUGUAGGCAAGGGUAUACACCCUUUGAAACAAGUGUGUUCUUUUGUUAUGAACUAUACUCAGGCACAGUCACGCGGAAUGGAAUAUUGCUAGUAGCUUUGACUUGUUUUCUGAAAAUGAAAAAUGUCAGUUACAAAUGGUCUAAAGACUGGUAUUUGCUUCACAAGUAAAUCUGUUUAUCAACAAAUUGCAAAACAAGUCAUUAUGCUGACUAUUAAAAAAUGUUAAAAUCAUAGUAAGUAGUUAUAUAGUUGAGCCUGAUAUUGCUGCGUAAGAUACAAGCUGAUUUGUCCCCUCUCAAGGUCAGAAUGACCCGUGCAGUAAACCAGUAGCUCUUGUGGAGUGGGUUUCAGCUUAUGUUGUACAUUUACCAGUCUAUAUCUAACAUGCAUUACUAGUUUGAAAGGCUGUACACAGCCCUGCCUAUAUUUUGGGUUUUAUGAUGUCACUGUAAUACAUUAUAUUGUUUUAAAAGCACUUCAUAUUUGUAACAUCUUUUAAUUGUAUUUGUAUUGGUUACACUUUGAGAGAAAGGUAUGAGCACUGUUCUUUAGCAGAAUAUUGUUAAAUUAUCUAAAUAACCACUUUGUUAUAUAUAAGCCUGAAAAAGUGUCUUUUAUUUUUAUUUGUGAAUAUUUAGUUACACAUGUACUAAACAACUGAGCGUGCUCUCUCAGAAUAAAAAAAAUAAAUAAAUCACACGGCAACUUGAAGAACCAAGCGAUUGUAUACGUGUUGACUAUAGAAAUAAUGCAAUGCCUUCAUGCUAAUGUGCUGUCAUUAGAAUUAUUGUGUAACUAUAUUUGAAUACACCUUUUAGAAAAACAAA